AUGCCUUCCGAUCUCGCAUACUGGCUCAUAUCGGCUCCGCUGAAAGAUGGAGAUCCUAGGGUUAUGCUGGAUGAAGUGGCGAGAGCGCUGGAUGGUAGUAGUCCCGUAGGCGGAUGGGAGAUUCCCGAAUUGAAGGCCGGUACCCUUUCUUCCCUACUCAACCUCUCCGACUCCUUACCCAAAGUGGAUGCCCAAUUCACACAAUCCGUCUCGAAAAUCCUCGAUAACCUUCGGUCUCUCCUUUCAGGCGAUGAUGGUAAACUCUCACAACAUGCCAGAGUCAAUGAUCGACCGGCGGAAGAAUGGCUUAUGCCUAGUAACGGGUUUUGGAGAUGGGACAAAGGUCGUUGGGGUGUUGGAGGAAAAGUAGGGGAUGUGGUGGAUGCUUUGACUAAGGAGAUGAACACUAUAGAGUCUACCCAAAAGCAAAAGGCUCAGUCAUACGCUUUGGUAAAAGGGAGCCUGAACAACAUACAGAGGAAACGAACAGGUAAUUUGUCACAGAGGAGCUUGUUGGAAGUGGUGAAAAAAGAGGAUUUAGUGGAGAAUAGUGAAUUUCUGGAAACAUUGGUGGUAGCUGUGCCAAAAAAUCUGGAGAAGGAAUGGCAAAAUAAAUACGAACGGUUAACAAGCAUGGUCGUCCCCAGGAGCUCUCAACGGAUAGCGACUGAUGAUGAGUUCAUGCUGCAGACUGUAACGGUUUUCAAAAAGGUUCGAGAGGAAUUUACUCAUAAAUGUCGGGAAAAUAAGUUCAUAGUGAGGGAUUUCAAGUGGGACGAUAGUGCUUUGGAGAAGCAGAAAAGAGAGUUGAAGGAGCUCGAGCAGGAGGAGAAGGAAUUAUGGACUGAACUACUUCGACUGUCCAGAAUAAACUUCUCUGAAGCGUACCAAAUCCUCGCCCACUUGAAGACGGUCCGUCUGUUUGUCGAAUCUGUCCUUCGCUACGGUCUACCUGCCGAUUAUGCAGGAGUAAUAGUCAAGCCGGAUCCCAAAACAGCCAUGAAAACCCUCCGCACACUCUCCACUCACUACACAUAUCUCGCCUCGGCAUCAAGAGGUCCAUCAACCCGUCAAGGCAAAUCAGGCGCUGCAACGGCUAACACCGAGGAUGUAGGUGGAGAAUGGGCCAGUGUCAUGGAAGCGGAGUUUUACGACUUUGUAUUGUUUGAAUUACCAAAAGUUCUCGAUGUGUAGACGACAUGAGUGGCAUUGCAUAGGUUUACGAAUAUG
Molecule: messenger RNA, 1230 nt
Organism: Tremella mesenterica DSM 1558
Lineage: Eukaryota; Fungi; Basidiomycota; Tremellomycetes; Tremellales; Tremellaceae
Exons: 9
Coding region: 1-1194 (397 amino acids)
Biological process (GO): proton transmembrane transport
Cellular component (GO): vacuolar proton-transporting V-type ATPase, V1 domain
Molecular function (GO): proton-transporting ATPase activity, rotational mechanism
Source: RefSeq, a predicted model, not a curated record